AUGGAGACGGGGACGAAUCUAUGGGCGUUGAAGAAGAAAGGGGAAGAGUGGAGGUCGGCGCUGCAGGAAAGGGGGGCAGAGCACACUUCUUUUCUGGCCGGGGAGCAUUCUGGGCAGGUUACUUCCCUUGUGGAUCUAGCGGAUCUGGAAGAAGGGUUGACAGACAGAAGCAUAUACGAUUCUAGAUUUUCUUCCACUUCCUUCCCAACAGAGGGGGAGGUGGUUGGGCAGCAUAGGAGUGUCUUCUUCGAUUCAACCAAAGGUUCAUGGAAGUGUCGGCACUGCGAUUGGACACACCAAUUGAUUAGUCCCUGCAGAAAUGGCGAUUUUCCAAAUUAUCAGAGGUGUGGCCAAAUUACAAUGGAGCCCCCCUUUGGCAUGGGGUCUCUUCUUGGCAAGCUGGGCAUGCUGCUAGCUCCUCAAGGAUGCAGGCUGCCGAGGCGGGUCAAGGACAGGAUGCACCUCCUCAAAGCUGAUGUUGAAGAUUUAAGCGCGUACCUUGCUGAAAUGGCAGAGGCAGAGGAGCUUCCUCUGACGGCCAAGCGUUGGAUGAAAGAGGCGCGUGAGCUGGCCUAUGACAUCGAGGAUAACAUGGACAUGUGUGUGCGGCCUGCCAUCAAGACCACCAGAUUCAUCUGCAAAAUCGGCCGUGUUAAGAUUCCCAAAAGGCUCUUCUCCAAAAGAGUACUUCCCAGAGGGCUCAAACAGAUUGCCUACACAGCUCAAGUGCCAGCAGAACAUGGUGGGAAGACUAGAUCAGUAUGCAAAGCCAUUCAUGUUGUCAUCACUUGUUUUCCCAGGAGGCUUAGGUGGUACAAGCAUAUCAUGGAACUCAUAUCAGAUUUCAGGAUGUACAUCCAAGAAGCGAUUGAACGGCAUGAGAGGUAUGAGCUCCACUGCUGCAGCACCUUCCGGCGUAGAUUUGUGUCCAUGGGUCGUAUGCUUCCGACGCCGUACGGAGGAAUUGCUGACAUGGUAAUUGAUGGCCGUGUGAGCGAGUUCAUCGACUCAUUGGAUAAUGAUAGGGAUCAACAGCUCAAGGUGGUAUCUGUUCUUGGACCUGGAUGUCUUGGUAAAACUGCACUUGCACAAGUGUUGUACAACAAAUUUGCGGGGCGAUUUGAUUGUACAGCUUUCAUCCGGGUGUCCAAAAGGCCUGAUGUGGUGAGACUUUUCCGCGAGAUGCUCACGCAAGUCCAGGGGCAGCAGCCCACUGAAGAUUCUAAGGAACUUGACCUUGCUAGCAGUAUCAGGGAACAUCUACAAGAUAAAAGGUACUUAAUUAUUAUGGAUGAUAUAUGGGCUGCAUCAGCAUGGGAUAUUAUUAGUGAUGCUUUUCCGGAUGGUAAUCGUGGCAGCAGAGUUAUAACAACUACACAAAUAGAAGAGGUUGCAUUAACAUGUUGCUGCUAUCAAUCAGAGUAUAUUUUUGAGAUCAAGCCUCUGGAUCAUGAUCACUCAAAAAAGCUGUUCUUUAACAGGCUUUGUGGCUCUGAAAGUGACUGUCCUGAAGAACUCAAAGAAGUUACAAACAAAAUUGUUGAAUUAUGUGGUGGUUUGCCGCUAGCAACAAUCAGCAUAGCUAGUCUUUUAUCAAGCCAGCCCGUCAUUAAAAUGGAUCUUUUGACGUAUUUGUGUGAUUCGUUAAACUCCUAUUUGUGGACAUCUCCUUCCGAAGGAACAAGACAAGUAUUGAACCUCAGCUACAGUAAUCUUCCUGACUGUUUGAAGAUAUGCCUGCUGCGUCUUAAUAUGUAUCCAGAAGGCCACACAAUCUGGAAGGAUGAUGUGGUGAAGCAAUGGGUUGCUGAAGGUUUUAUCCAUACAACAGAAGGACAGGACAUGGAGAAAGUUGCAGCAAGCUAUUUCGAUGAACUUAUCAAGAGAAGAUUCAUCCAACCUUUAUGUGUCAAGUACAACAAUGAGGUGUUGUCCUGUACUAUUCAUGAUGUGGUACAUGAUCUUAUUGCAGACAAGUGUUCAGAAGAAAAUUUCAAUGUGGUAAUAGAUUCUAGUCGAAAGAAUGUGGCACUUUCUCAUAAGGUUCGACGCCUAUCUCUCCUCUUUGGUGAUGCAAAAUAUGCGAAGACGCCAGAAAACAUAAGGUCACAAGUUCGGUCGCUUACUUUUUAUGGAUUAUUUGAGAGUAUACCUUCUAUUUCAGAGUUUAAGCUUCUUCGUGUGCUAAACCUUCAAUUAUCUGGUUAUGGUGGCAGUGACACCGUAAACCUCACUGGGAUUUCAGAUCUGUUCCAACUGAGAUAUUUAAAGAUUGCAAGUGAUAUCUGCAUACAACUACCAGAACAUAUGCUAGGGUUACAAUGUUUGGAAACACUGGUUAUGGAUAGUGAAGCUACUGCUGUUCCAUGGGAUAUUAUUCACCUCCCAAGCUUGUCUCACCUGAGUCUGCUUGUUAUGACAAAUUUGUUGCAUUGGCUUGGCAGCAUGAGGUUCGUUGGCAAGCUUAACAACCUGCGAGAUCUUCAUCUGACCUUUUCCGUACCGUCUUCAGACUAUCUGAAGAGAAGCAUGGAAGCUCUGGGCUCUCUACUCUCAGGACAUGGCAACCUGAAAACUCUAGCCCUGGUUAAUGGCCCCUGUCACAGAAAUGCCAUGGUUCGCGAUGCUUCAAAAGUGACUGUCUCCUGGGAUGGCUUAGUACCUCCCCCACUUCUCGAGGUGUUUGAUUGGUCGCUACGCAGCUGCAUACUGCCCCGUCUUCCGAAGUGGAUCGGAAAACUUGGUGAGCUCCGCAUUUUGAAGAUUGCAGCAAGGGAACUUGCGAGGGAUGGUAUUGAUGCUCUCAGAGGUUUGCCCGCCCUCACUGAUCUGUCGCUGUAUUUGCAGACGGCUGCUAUUGAAAGGAUUGUCUUUGACAAAGGGGGAUUCUCAGUCCUCAACUACUUCAAGCUCAGGUGCAGUGUACCUUGCCUGAAAUUUGAGGCGAACUCAAUGCCUAAUCUCCAGAAGCUCAAACUAGGUUUCAAUGCCCCCAGACCCCGCAUAGACCAGCAUGGUGCUAGUACGGCUAUAAGCAUUGGCCACUUGCCAGGCCUUAGAGAGAUCUAUGCAAAAAUCAGGGGUGCAUGUGCUGAUGCAGAAUCUGCUUUAGCAACUGCCAUUAGCAAUCAUCCGAGCAAUCCUAGGAUCAGUGUGCAGUUGGUGGAUUAUACUUUUGAUGAUGAUGAGAUCACACAUGAUAAAAAUGAACAAGAUGAGGUUGUGGAGGAAGACCGAGGUGGAUACUUGAAGAAGCUACUUAUGUCUUGUGCUAGAGCUGUGGAUGAGAAGGACAGCUUGGCAAUCGAUAUGACGGUUCCCGAGUUGGGAAAAAAUGUUUCAGUAUCUGGCAAGCCACUCCAGAGACUUGGAGAGUACAUGGUUGAAGGGCUUGUUACCAGACUUGCCUCCUCCGGCCAUUCAAUCUACAAAGCUUUGAAGUGGCAAAAGCCAAAUGGCUGUGAAGUGAUAUCCUACCAGCGUGAAUUGUAUGCCGUCUGCCCCUACUUAAAGUUCGGCUACGUGUCGGCAAACGGUGCAAUUGCAGAGGCCGUCAGAGGAGAAGACAUGAUUCACAUAAUUGACUUUCGUAUCUCUCAAGGAGUUCAAUGGAUUUCUCUCAUCCAGGCUCUUGCGGCCAGGCCUGGUGGACCACCAACUGUAAGGAUCACAUGCAUUGAUGAUUCUGAAUCAGCUUAUGCGCGAGGAGGCGGGCUAGAGAUACUCGGGAAUACUUUGUCAGACAUUGCUCGUGAGUUCGCGUUGCCCUUUGAGUUCCAUGCGCUGGAUAUCUCUGUCAGCGAAGUGGAAGAAGGGCAUCUUGGAGUCAUCCCUGGGGAAGCCGUGGCAGUGAACUUCAACCUGACGCUGCACCAGAUCCCUGAUGAGAGCGUGAGCGCGGCCAACCACCGAGACCGGAUCCUUAGGCUGGUGAAGCGGUUGUCGCCCAAGGUGGUCACCAUUGUGGAGCAGGAACUCAACACGAACACAGGCCCCUUCAUGCAGAGGUUCGCAGAGACGCUCGACUACUACACCGCCAUUUUCGAGUCCAUCGACGUGGAGCGGGAGCGCCCAAGGAAACCAAAGGAGAGGACCAAAAUGGAGCAGUACUGCCUGGCGAGGAAGAUUGUGAACAUUGUCGCCUGCGAGGGCGCGGAGAGGGUGGAGCGGCACGAGGUCUUCGGCAAGUGGAAGGCGCACCUCAUGAUGGCUGGCUUCAGACCGUCGCCGCUCGGCUCCCAGGUGAAAGACAACCUUAGGACGCUGCUGCAGUACUACUCGUCGAACUACAAGCUCGCCGAGGGGGACGGGGUGUUAUACCUCGGAUGGAAGAAUAGGCCCCUGGUGGUUUCGUCCGCGUGGCACUAG
Messenger RNA from Triticum turgidum subsp. durum (durum wheat), 4368 nucleotides. The record is from the annotation of a GenBank genome assembly. Lineage: Eukaryota; Viridiplantae; Streptophyta; Magnoliopsida; Poales; Poaceae.